CCUGUCUAAGCCAGACUUCGAUCUCCAUCGUCGCGGGAACCCUAAAUCGGCUCUAAACGGAGAAGAAAAAAGAUGACUGACGAGAACAAUUUGGAGAAUGGCAGAAGACGCGGCCGUGGUGGGGAGGCGGCAGCGGCUAGGAAGGAGGCAAUCGAGCGGCUGAAAGCUAUUAAGCAAGGGGGUCGCCGAAAUCUAUCUUCUUCCGGCGGCGGAUACGACAUCAAGCUGGAGAAGCCGAUCUAUGACACGGUCGACGAUAAGGAGUACGAGGCGAUUGUUGCGCGGCGGCGGGAGGAGGUGCGAGGUUUCUUGGUAGACGACGGAAGCGGCGGUCUUGGGUAUGUCGACGAGGGCGAGGAGGAAGAUUGGACGAAGGCCGGUCUUCCUGAGUCUUCGGAUGAAUCUGAUGGCGAGGGUCGGUUCAGUGGCAGAUUGAGGAAAAAGAGAAUCGAGAAAAAGGGUAAAGACCAAACCCAGCAACCGCAGGCUAAGAAGACGAAUCCCUCGCUUACGGCUGCGGCGGCGAUGAUGGGCAAGCAGAGGCUUUCUUCGAUGUUCACAUCAUCGGUUUUCAAGAAGGGCAAGGAGACUGAUAAGGUAAAGUGCGAAAGCAUUGUUGACGAGAUAAUAGCAGAGUUGACCCCAGACGAAGCCGAUAGAGAGAGGCAUAAGAGAGGGAAACUGGGUACGGUUUCAAUCACCUCCUCUAGGGACAAGAAUCGGGGUUCGGAUGCUCCGAGCAUAUCAAAGCUUGACCCAGAACCUGUAACACGAGGUUCUGCAGCUUUCAUCGAUCAAGAUAGCCGAAUUUCCAUGGAAAACGAGUUUUCGAAGGAGGUAAAAGAGGAAGAUAUGGCAGAGCCCGAUGUUUGUCCUACAGAGAGUGCUGAGCAUAUCAAAUUUAUCGCAGGGGAAAGUGUUAUCGAUGUAAAAUCGAAUGAUACAAACCUUGUUGAGGAGAAGAUCCAGCCAGACGUGAAAAAAGAAGUAUUUACAUUGAAUGCGAAAAUCGAUGUCAAAGAAAAGGAUCCUGCUUUAAGCGCCACUGCUGGUUGGAAGGAGGUAAUGAACAGAGGUGGAGGUGAGAAUGGCGCUGUGGCUGGGUCCAACUGUGGAGUGCAAUCUGAUUUUGAUUUGGACGAAGAUGGGUCUCUACGAUUUUACAUUCUCGAUGCUUAUGAGGAACAUUUUGGUGCGAGUAUGGGCACAAUCUAUCUGUUUGGGAAGGUUAAAACAGGAACUACAUACCAGAGCUGCUGUGUGGUGGUGAAAAAUAUCCAGAGAUGCGUGUAUGCCAUUCCAAAUGAUUCUGUUUUUCCAUCUCAUGAACUAGUCAUGCUUGAGAAAGAGGUUGAAGAUUCUCAACUUUCUAAGGAAUCCCUCCGAGGAAAGUUGCAUGAAAUGGCUUCGAAUCUCAAGAACGAAAUCGCUGAGAAGUUGUUGCAGCUCAAUGUUUCAAGUUUUAGCGUGACACCUGUCAAGAGGAACUAUGCUUUUGAGCGGUCUGAUGUGCCUUCCGGGGAGCAUUAUGUGUUGAAGAUAAAUUAUCCAUUUAAGGAUCCUCCACUUCCAGCAGAUUUAAAAGGCGCGACUUUCUGUGCUUUACUUGGGACUCAUACCAGUGCUUUGGAACUUUUUAUCAUUAAAAGGAAGGUCAAAGGGCCUUCUUGGCUAUCAAUUUCAAACUUCUAUAUCUGUCCACCUUCUCAACGGGUGAGCUGGUGCAAGUUUGAGAUAACUGUUGACUCUCCUAAGGUUAUUUCUGGGUUGUCUUCAAAGUACGAAGCUGUCCCUUUUGUUGUUGUUACAGCCAUAAAUCUAAAGACUAUAAUCAAUAAAAAGCAGAACAUCAAUGAAAUUGUCUCCGCAUCUGUUAUCAGCUGCCAUAAAGCGAAGAUUGAUGGUCCAAUGUUAGGCUCUGAAUGGAAGAAACCUGGCAUUCUUAGUCAUUUUACUGUUGUUCGGAAUCCUGAUGGAACCAUUUACCCAAUGGGUUGGCCAAAAGAAGUGGCAGACAGAAACUCCAAGACUGGAUGCAAUGUUCUAAGCUAUGAAAACAGCGAAAGAGCAUUGCUAAACAGAUUGUUUUUAGAACUGAACAAACUGGACAGUGAUGUUCUUGUGGGGCAUAAUAUAUCGGGGUAUGAUCUGGAUGUUAUUCUUCAGAGAGCUCAGGCUUGCAAAGUUUUAAGUAGCAUGUGGUCGAAACUUGGUCGUCUCAGGCGCUCUUUCAUGCCUAAACUUGGUAGAGGAAACACUAUGUUUGGCUCAGGAGCUAGCCUGGGGAUCAUGUCUUGUGUUGCUGGGAGGCUCUUGUGUGAUACAUACCUGUGUUCUCGUGACUUGUUAAAAGAGGUCAGUUAUUCUUUAACACAACUUUCGAAGACACAGCUGAACAAAGACAGGAAAGAGAUAGCACCUCAUGAUGUACCCAAAAUGUUCCAGACAUCCAAAUCACUUAUAGAACUUAUUGAAUGUGGCGAGACAGAUUCUUGGUUAUCCAUGGAGCUUAUGUUUCAUUUAAGUGUUCUCCCACUCACUCGCCAACUGACUAAUAUUAGUGGCAAUCUUUGGGGAAAAACUCUCCAGGGAGCCAGGGCGCAGAGAAUUGAGUACUAUUUAUUGCAUGCUUUCUAUUCGAGAAAGUAUAUUCUACCAGAUAAAAAUUCUUCUCAUACUAAAGAAAUAAAAUCGGCGAAACGAAGAAUAAAUUAUGGUCCUGAGGGUCAAAAUGUAGAUGAUCAGGACCUCGACGAUGCUCACCUGGCGAAUGAUGUGCAUCACAGCAGCAAAACAAAAAAAGGACCUGCCUAUGCUGGUGGACUUGUGUUGGAGCCAAAGAGAGGAUUAUAUGACAAAUAUGUAUUGCUUCUCGACUUCAACAGCCUUUACCCCUCUAUUAUACAGGAGUAUAAUAUUUGUUUCACAACUGUUCCACGAGAAGAAGACGGAAUUCCUCGUUUGCCAUCAAGUCAGACAACUGGAAUUCUACCUCAGUUGCUGAAAGAUUUGGUCAGUAGAAGGAGAAUGGUCAAAUCCUGGAUGCAAAAGGAAACGGGUCUCAAGUACCGUCAAUUCGACAUUCAGCAGCAGGCGCUGAAACUCACAGCCAAUAGUAUGUAUGGAUGUCUCGGGUUUUCCCAUUCAAGAUUCUACGCAAAACCUCUUGCAGAGCUCAUAACUCUACAGGGAAGGGAGAUCCUGCAAAGAGCUGUGGACCUUGUCCAGAACCAUUUGAACUUGGAGGUAGUAUAUGGUGACACAGAUUCCAUCAUGAUUCACAGUGGACUAGAUGAUAUCACAGAGGCAAAAGCCAUAGCAGCAAGAGUCAUUCAAGAGGUUAACAAGAAGUAUAGGUGUUUAGAAAUUGACCUCGAUGGCCUAUAUAAGAGAAUGCUUCUUCUCAGAAAGAAAAAAUAUGCAGCUGUCAAGUUGCAGUUUAAAGAUGGGAAGCCUUAUGAGGUCAUUGAACAAAAAGGUCUGGAUAUGGUUCGUCGUGACUGGAGUGUUCUUGCGAAAGAAAUCGGAGACUUUUGCUUGACUAAAAUCUUGUCAGGAGGGUCGUGUGAGGAUGUUGUCGAAGCAAUACAUAGCUCUCUCAUGAAGAUAAAAGAGGAGAUGAGAAGUGGACAAGUUUCGCUUGAGAAGUAUGUCAUUACCAAGACAUUGACUAAACCACCGGAAUCUUAUCCAGAUGCCAGGAGCCACCCACAUGUUCAAGUGGCGCUCAGAUUGAAGCAACGUGGUUAUUCAACUGGUUGCUCUGCUGGUGAUACCGUGCCUUACAUAAUCUGCUAUGAACAGGGAACUAGUAGCUCUGCUAGUUCAGCGGGGAUUGCUCAACGUGCAAGACAUCCUGACGAGGUGACAUCAGGCGAUGGCAUAUGGUUGGUUGACAUCGAUUACUACUUAUCCCAGCAGAUUCAUCCGGUGGUUUCGCGUCUAUGCGCUGAGAUUCAGGGCACAAGCCCUGAGCAUUUAGCCGAUUGUUUAGGACUCGACUCUUCAAAGUACCAAGGUAAAUCAAAUGAAGCCAGCAGCAGUGAUCCUUCUAGCAUGAUGUUUUUUGGCCCAGACAAUGGGGAGAGGUACAAAAGUUGCGAGCCAUUAACAUUAACAUGUCCCAGCUGCUCUGUCGCUUUCAACUGUCCUAUUAUACUGGAUUCUAUUAGUGCGUCAAUCACCGAGAAACAUGUGAAAACUGAAACCGAGGAAUCAGACCAUUUUUUCUGGCUUAAACUGCGUUGCCCGAAAUGUCCACAGGAAGGUGACAUGGGAAGAAUAUCUCCUUCAAUGAUAGCCAACCAGGUAAAAAGACAAGUUGACGGGUUCUUUUCGAAGUAUUACAAGGGCGUAAUGACGUGCGACGACGAAUCUUGCAAGCUCACAACCCGGUGCCUCAACAUGCGUCUGCUUGGUAGCUCUGAAAAAGGGACAGUUUGCCCGAAUUAUCCACACUGCAAUGGAACCCUCCUAAGAACGUACACCGAAGCAGAAUUGUAUAGGCAACUCUCAUACUUCUGCCAUAUCUUGGACACAGAAUGCAGCCUAGAAAAGAUGGAAGUUGGUCUCAGGCUUCAAGUUGAAAAAGCAAUGGCUAAGAUAAGGCCAGUGGCGGAGCUAGCAGCUUUGACAGUACGAAGAAUCCGAGACCGGUGUGCUUAUGGAUGGCUGCUGCUCUCAGACAUAACCAUCUGAUCAGUUGUAAUGUAAAUAAACACAGGAAAAAAACUUAAAAGAGGAUCUUCCAGACAUGAUUGUAUAGAAUAAAUGUUGUGUUAAGUCCUGGAAGGUUGAUGGGAAAUCCGAUCAGCUAAAGACGGAUGGCGCCUUUCAUUAUUUGCAAAA
Tarenaya hassleriana is the source of this 4848-nucleotide messenger RNA. Its product is annotated as DNA polymerase alpha catalytic subunit. Lineage: Eukaryota; Viridiplantae; Streptophyta; Magnoliopsida; Brassicales; Cleomaceae. The transcript is spliced from 30 exons. Gene Ontology annotation, molecular function: DNA-directed DNA polymerase activity; pyrimidine nucleotide binding; chromatin binding. The record is from RefSeq and is a predicted model, not a curated record. Gene Ontology annotation, biological process: lagging strand elongation; mitotic DNA replication initiation; leading strand elongation. Gene Ontology annotation, cellular component: alpha DNA polymerase:primase complex. Bases 73 to 4698 code for a protein of 1541 amino acids.